This is a messenger RNA of Brassica oleracea var. oleracea, 806 nucleotides long. RefSeq lists its product as uncharacterized. The transcript has 2 exons. The coding region runs from base 86 to 559 and encodes 157 amino acids. The record is from RefSeq and is a predicted model, not a curated record. NCBI's taxonomy places the organism in Eukaryota, Viridiplantae, Streptophyta, Magnoliopsida, Brassicales, Brassicaceae.
ACUCUCUUGACAGAAACACAACACCAAACAUUUAAACCUUUCAAAACGCAAAUCUCACAAUCCAAAAAAAAAAAAAAGCAAGAAAAUGUCUCUGUUUCUUCUUCUUGCUCUUCUUCUACUCCCAUUCAUCACUCCAUCUUCACAAUCCUCAAUCCGAAACCUCCUCGAAGCUCGUGGUUUACCAGGUGGUUUAUUUCCAGACAACGUGGAGAGUUACAGUCUAGACGUAAAGACAGGGGAGCUCAAAGUUCAGUUACAAAAUCCUUGUUUUGCUCGGUUCGAAAACAGAGUAUACUUUGAUAGUGUGAUUAAAGCAAAUCUUAGCUAUGGUGGCCUUGUUGGGCUUCAAGGUUUGACACAAGAAGAGCUUUUUCUUUGGUUACCAGUCAAAGGCAUUGCAGUGAAUGAUUCUUCUUCUGGACUUGUUCUUUUCGAUAUCGGUGUUGCUCAUAAACAAAUCUCUCGCUCUCUCUUUGAAGAUCCUCCUGUUUGCUAUCCACCUGGAUCUAUUAUGGAGAAGAUAGAGAAGAGGAAGAUGGAUAUUCAACGCCAGAGAUAAGAGGAAUUUUUUGGGGUGUAUGAGAUUCAAAACUUAAAUCUUCUCUCUCUCAAACGUGAACAAAAUAUGUGUUUACUUCUUCUCUUUGGGGUUGGGCUGUUUUGUGAAAACUGAAAUGUGGGAGAAAAUUUGUAAAAUAUGGAAAGAAUGGAGGAAAAUUUUGGAACUUUAUAUAAACUAUGUGGUCUACAAUGUAAUCAAUUUUGUCAUUUGUCAUUUUUCGUUUCCUUAUUUGAGAAUAUAUAUA